AGGCGAGAGGUCGCGCGGAAGCCGCUCCGCCUGCUGUGCGCUCACCCCGUCCUUUGAGGACAGGCCUCCGUUCCGUUGCGUAAUUGGUCCUCUCUCUCUCUAUCUGUCCCACCGACCGACGUAUCAUUACCCAGCUGCAGCUAGGUGCGUUCCACCUGCACCCGUCGGCGCCUGCGGUAGUCGACCAUCGCCUUGCUGAUUGACCACCCUCGCUGAGCGGGCUAUGAAGAUGAGCAAGGUGGGCAACCAGACCAACUCGCAGGACCCGCAGGCUGUCAACUCGCGGGUCUUCGUGGGAAACCUCAACACCUUCCAGUGUUCCAAGACCGACGUCGAGAGGAUGUUCCAGCGCUACGGCCGGAUAGCGGGGAUCUCGAUGCACAAAGGCUACGCAUUCGUGCAGUUCACGAACCCCUUCGACGCCCGCAGUGCCUGUCUUGGCGAAGACGCACGCACCGUCCUAGGACAAGUCCUCGAUGUGAACAUGGUGGCGGAACCCAAGCCACAUCAGACGGGUCGGAAACGGCAGAAUGUCGCCAAGACCGGCAACGACUGGGAUUACUACUACGACAGCUACUACGCGUCGGCGGCGUUCCCGCCGCGCAUCGUGCCUCCGCCGAAGCGGCCGCGGCUGAUGGCGCCGCCGGCCAGGCCGACGCUGAAGGCCGUCGCGACGCCGCAGCACAGCAAGACCGUCCCCCAGCAGGCGCCGCAGCAGCUGCAGUCCCAGCCCACAGCCGGCGUCGGACAGCUCAAGACCUACAGUAACCCUGACAUUCUCAUCUGUGGAAACUGCCGUGAGAUGUUCACCGAGCUUCAAGAACUUUUGGAACACAAGAAGACGUACUGCAAGCUGCGAUUCACGUGCAAGUGCCACACGUUGGCGGACAAUAAGUCGCCUGGCGAGGACGGCACGGUGGGUCUGCUGUGCGCGCAGUGCAAGGACGUGUUCCCCAGCGCGUGGGACCUGAUGGUGCACGUGCAGGCGGCGCACAUGCUCAACAUCUACCAGCUGGGCGCGCCCAGGGCCGCCCUCAACGGCGCCCCGGCCGGCGCCGCCCCCGCCACCCCUGCCGCCACCGCCUCUGCCAGCCCCGUCAAGGAGGAGCACCAGGAGUGCCGCGGGGAGCGUGAAGGUACACCCGGCGCCGACGACGACGAUGACGUCACGCUGGCGGAGGUGCCGCUGCCGGUGGAUGAGAAGCAGCAGGUGAACGGCCGCCGCGCCGACGGCGAAGGCGCAGACAUCGACGAGCUGCUGAUGGACGACUCUGCGCAGCAGUCCUGCACCGUGCACAUUGAGCAGACUCCGGCGACGCGCGGCCCGGCGCAGCUGGUGCUGAAGGCGCUGACCAACGGCGAGAUCGGCGCCGUGGACUCAUGAUGGGACGCGCCUCCGCUCUCCGGCCAGCGCCUGGGUCCUCCAGCGUAGGCGGCCCGGAAGUCGCUGGAACGACCUGCCUGGAGGCCGCUGGAAGCAAGGGGCGGGACGGCCUCUGCCCCGCCUGCCUCACCCCGCCACCCACACGCCCCUCUUCACGUUAACACGAGUCGUAGCCGAGAGCAGUACUCGUUCUCCCCCACACCCCCGUUACUUUUCCACGCCGAAUCUUCCGAAGGAACUCAUAACCUUUACAAGCAAUUCGAGAAGUUUCGGGCGUGAUUCUUUCUUCCACCCGAACGCUCCUGUUGCGCUGUCCGAGUGUAUUUUGCUACGUUUCUUCUUGCUUGUGCGGAGAUGGGACUUACGAAAAAUGUCCCAAGUCACUAAUGUGUCCAGAACGUUCGAGAGGUGCAUUUAUCUUGUUUUGGAUUCGUCAAAGUAGAAAAGUGUUCUGACAGAGAGACUGUGUGUUAAAUUUUCCAUUUUUCCGUUUCAAAAACAACGUGGUAAUGAAAUAUUCUAGUGUUAUGUAAUCUCAAAGAAUAUGACUUUAAAAAAGAAAAAAAACCAUAACCUGUCUCGUAUGUAUUUGUUGUACAGUCAGCGGAAGUAAGUGUACACCAUGUCCUUCGUGACUGGAUACCAAUGCUUCGUACAUCAUUAAUACAGCAUGUGUAUCAAACAUGGUGGUGUGUCAGAAUCAGACAUCUAUGACUUUACUGAAACUUAGUGACCACCCGCUUAUCCAGUCGGCUGCCAGAGAUUUCGAUUAACAAAAAGAGAGUUAGGAUUUUAAUAAACCAGUCCAAGAACAAAAUCGAGGUGUAAGUAUUAUGAUAAGUGAUGAGUGUUUUUUGCGGUAAUAUAUGGAAACACUUGAGGUUUGAAAGUCCCUACAUUGUUUACACGUUAACGGUUUUACUUCCGUCUGAGUUACAGAUCGAAUGAUGUACGUUCGUGUGAUCAGAAAGAUGUGGACAAUCUAAAAUGGAAUUCUGGUAAAACGUGCGACAACGUUUAACAGUACACUGAGUAAGCUGCUUUUAAAUAUUGAAAUAGCUGCUGUCUAAAAUACAAAACUCCCCUCAGAACAAUGGUGUUGAAACAGGAGACUCAAUAGAAGUUGACAGGGGGCGAGUGUAGCCGCUUUGACUGGGGGCUUCAUUAACUUGCUUGGAAAGAAAUGGAAAGAAUGCCUCAGGAUGGGACACAAGUUCUUUAGGCAGACAGCAACGUCGUGUUUGCUUCUAUCAUGAAAGGAUGAAUUUGUUCAGAGAGUCUGACGUCACAUUAUUGUGUGACUAGUUCAAGCACAGGCUUCAUUUAAAUAUUGUGUUAAAAGUGUCUAACAUGUGGGUAGAAAGAAGAACUUAGCUAGAAUUACUAGAUGAGUGAAUCCAGCAAGGUUGAAAGCACCAUAAACUGAGAUUAUGUACUAAGAAAUCACAGAUAUGAAAUAUCUAACGGUAUUUUUUUGUGCUUUGGUGAGGGACAUGUGUUUUCGAUUGGUUACUCUAGAAAACCGAAGAAGAGAACAUGUGCUAAGUGUAUGAUACUGAGAACAUUGCAGUUUAUACUCAUACUGUAAGAGAAUGACUCACAGUAAAAAAAAAAAAGAGUGGUAGUUUCAUAUCAACUGUAAAACUGGUCUAAUAUUUUUAUGGUCAGAUGUAACUUGUUCAAUUCGGUAA
Molecule: messenger RNA, 3075 nt
Organism: Schistocerca serialis cubense
Lineage: Eukaryota; Metazoa; Arthropoda; Insecta; Orthoptera; Acrididae
Product: RNA-binding protein Raly-like
Exons: 10
Coding region: 224-1384 (386 amino acids)
Cellular component (GO): nucleus
Molecular function (GO): RNA binding
Source: RefSeq, a predicted model, not a curated record